AGCCCGGCACAGAGCGGCGAGAGACCUAUCCACUCCUCCAUGCACCAUCGCAGCUCACUUCCCAGCCACACCCACCCGACGCAAGCCCACCCUCCCGCCGGUGGCGAAAACCCCGACCAACACCGCGCGCCCUCCGGCCCACUCCCUCCCCCGGCACCGGCACCGGCCGCCGCGCGCGCAGCGCGAGGCCGCGACUCGUGGCACGGCGCGCCCGUACCAUGCCGUGACGCCCGAAGCCACCAAAGAAGCCCGCUUUCAUCGCCUCGCCGCACAUGCACUUCCCCUCGCCGGCCGCGGCGCACCCCAUGUCCGCGCCCGCCGUCUCCUGCCUGCGCCUCGUCCUCCCCGGCUUCACCGGCCUCGUCUCCGCCUCCCUCAUCCUGAGCCGCGCCGCCCGCCCCCGCGGGGUGGCGGCCAGGUCGGGCGGGCAGGGCGCGGCGCCGCCCGAUUCGGCGGCCAUCCUGCGGCGGCCGGCCGCCGCCACGACGGCCGCGGACGAGCAGGAGAGCGACGCGGACGCCUCGUUGGGUUCUCCGGUGGAGGACGAGGCGCCGGAUGAGGGCAGGAGGAGGGGCGCGGAGAGGGAGUGGGUGGACUGGGAGGACCUCAUCCUCGAGGACACCGUGCCGCUCGUCGGCUUCGUGCGGAUGAUACUCCACUCGGGCAAGUACUCAAGUGGUGAUCGGCUGACUCCUGAACAUGAAAAAGCCAUUCUUGAACGAUUGCUGCCAUAUCAUCCACAAUAUGAGAAGAAAAUUGGAUGUGGUAUUGACUACAUCACGCUAGGGUUGCAUCCAGAAUUCGAGAACUCAAGAUGUUUGUUCAUAGUUAGGACGGACGGCGAGCAAGUUGAUUUUUCCUUCUGGAAGUGCAUCAAAGGCCUAAUACGAGAAAAGUACCCCUUGUAUGCAGACAGUUUCAUUCUCAGACAUUUCCGCAGGAGGCAGGAUUACUGAAAUAGCAGCUCGUACGAUUGUUCCGUGUAAUAUUUUGAUUUGGUCCACAUGCCUUAAUAUCAUCAUGUGAUUUUGCAUU
This is a messenger RNA of Lolium perenne, 1035 nucleotides long. Its product is annotated as protein DCL, chloroplastic. Gene Ontology annotation, biological process: chloroplast rRNA processing; chloroplast organization. Gene Ontology annotation, cellular component: chloroplast. NCBI's taxonomy places the organism in Eukaryota, Viridiplantae, Streptophyta, Magnoliopsida, Poales, Poaceae. The record is from RefSeq and is a predicted model, not a curated record.